AUCAGUCAAAAUGGUGAAUACAAGUUCCUGUUAGGUCUAGAGCGACGGAAGAAACAGACGACACACCGACCGUGGACUGACGAUUGAAUAGAUAUUGUUGGUAGACUGGUGUGUUAAGCUGUGGGCAUUGAUGCUCUGUGGGUGACGCGGGCGUGGUCGGAUGGGGGCGGGAGCCGUGGGAGGCCAGCAACAUCAAGGGACAAUUGUAACCAAUCAGGAAGUCUUGUCAAAAACCAUGGCAUGUGAAUCAUGUGCUACGGAGUUCACAAUCUUCAAACGGAAGAAAAUGUGCAGAGAUUGUAAACGUCAAUUUUGCUCAACGUGUCUGCCAAAAGAAGCAAAUAAACGUGAUAGACAAUGUCAAAAGUGCCGAAUUAUUGUCUCUGGGAACUUUAGCCGCCAAAUCUUGCAAGAGUGGAAGGUCAAGGACAUGAGAUGCUUCCUUGACAGCCACAAUAUUCCUACCAAUAUGUGCCGUGAAAAACAUGACCUCAUUGACCUUGUGAUACUCCACUACAGCCGAGGAUCUGUCUCAAACUCAGAGGCGGAGCAUGAGAGACUGGUACAGCAGCUGGUGGAGCGGAUGAGAGAAGAUACUGUGCCAGAUGUGCCACCAACAGACACACAGACAGAUGGAGACACUCCCACAGAGGAGCCCAUGCAGGUAUUGCAGGACUCGCCAGUAUUAGAUCAAGUUCCCCGUAUGAGGCUGGAUAAUAUUUCGUCUGUGGAGGAGGUCGACACGCUGACAGUCAGGCAACUGAAAGAGGUCCUUGCAAAUAACUUUGUCGAUUACAAGGGGUGCUGUGAAAAGUCGGAACUCACUGAACGAGUGAAGCGGCUGUGGAAUGAAGAGCAGUUAAACAAAGACAAAGCUGACAAGAUGAGAGAGAAUGCAGAUAAAUUAACAGGAACGACUGCCAGUUCGGAGCAGGACCUGUGUAAGAUAUGCAUGGACAAUACUAUUGACUGUGUUUUGUUGGAAUGUGGUCACAUGAUCACAUGCACCUCCCGCGACAGCGUCUCGCUGAAUGUCCCAUGUGCCGACAGUAUGUGGUGCUGCGUUGUCCACAUCGCGUUCGGUCAUAGCCCUAAUCGUGGCCUUGGAGACAGAACAACUUUCAUCAUCAGCCAGUCAUUACUAAUCCGACCAUCAUCAACUAUUUUAUAAUGUGUGACAAGUUUUGCUGUCAUCACAUUUACAAACAAAUCUAUUCGGAUGAAUUGAGUUAUCAAAGGUUUUUGUCGUGGAGUAUUACGAAGAUGCAUGGCAUUUAAGUAUUUUAUCAUUUGUAUUAGAAAUUCUUCAUUGGGAGACUAAUAAUGGACUUUUGUCGUCAUAAUUCAUGAGCAUGAUAAAAGUAUGUUGUUUCUUCAAUAUUUUGAAUAUAUAUUUAUUUUGUUUAUGCGAGCCAAGGUAUAAAACAUCCUUGACGUCAGACAUGCUCCAUCCAUUAUGUCCAUACACUGCAACUAGGUGCAAUCUUCAUCUUCGUAACUGAGAUGAUAAGGGCGUCCACAGCACCAAGGUGCCGAGUUGUGCCUGAACCCUGUCAUUGUUAGUUUAGAUCCGAGAUAUGUCCUUAUAAGGCCUGUAAGUCUCGUGAGGCGCUACUUCCGGUACUAAGCUGGUUCCCGGCUUCCUUUGCGCACGGCAACUUGCGAUAUGCGAUACGGUACCAGAUUUUCGGUGGCAGUAUUUUCAAGAACCAGUUCUGGUUCCAAAUUGCGUAACCGCCAAAUAUGACUUUAUUAGACCGGACCAAGGUACAACCAUGCUUGGCUGUCAAAGCUGUUGACAGUCGUAAUAAUUGGUUAAUUUGGGGAUGGUUAGAUCGGCAAAAUUGUUAUUCCUGCAAGGAUUAUCAGUUCCUUUCUGUUAACUGACAAUUACGAGACCAUUCGAAAAGAUAUGAAACGCUGUUUGUCACCGGGAGUACCUGGGGUGUUACUGGAGACGGGGUGUUACUGGACAUAGGGUAUUACUGGAGAUAGGGUGUUACUGGAGAUAGGGGUGUUACUGGGGAUAGGGUGUUACUGGAGAUAGGGGUGUUACUGGAGAUCGGGGUGUUACUGGAGAUAGGGGUGUUACUGGAGAUCGGGGUAUUACUGGAGAUCGGGGUGUUACUGGAGAUAGGGUGUUACUGGAGAAUGGGGUGUACAUGUAUUAACACUAGCUAGAAAACGUGGUGCUACCAAAUAUUUGUACAGCAGCAUAAACAAAAUGAACUGUCUAAAUCUAAAACAAUCCAACUGAAGCCUUUUGUCUUCAGACUUGCAUAAGGAACUGCAUGAAUUUCUGAAUUGCUUCACAGAUGACAACUGGCUAAUAUUAUGUACUAUAAAAGGUUAUAGACAAAUAUAUGCUAUAUAUAAACCUUGUGUGAUUUUUCACCUACCACACAUUACACAUUAUUCUGUUGUUUUUAGAGCUGGCGCUGGUGUAGGAACCAGUGAAGUAUAUAGUGUUUCAUAUGUAUAUGUGAUAUUUUGAUAGAUUUUGAUAGAUAUGUGAUAGAUUUUGAUAGAUAUGUGAUAGAUUUUGUUGAGUUUAUAUUGUCAGUUUUUUGCAUGUCCUGGCCAUUUAUAAACAUGUAAAGGCUCCUAGUAUUCAGAUAUCUGAUUCUCCAGGGUCCCGAUCCACGAAGCGUUCGUAACGUUACGACCUGUUGUAACUCUAUAGUUUAUUAUAGGCUUGCAAAUGUCAUAGCGCUACAAACAUUUGUGCAUCGUGACCCUGGCCC
Molecule: messenger RNA, 2744 nt
Organism: Haliotis rubra (blacklip abalone)
Lineage: Eukaryota; Metazoa; Mollusca; Gastropoda; Lepetellida; Haliotidae
Product: E3 ubiquitin-protein ligase RNF34-like
Exons: 7
Coding region: 161-1171 (336 amino acids)
Biological process (GO): protein K48-linked ubiquitination; negative regulation of extrinsic apoptotic signaling pathway via death domain receptors; proteasome-mediated ubiquitin-dependent protein catabolic process
Cellular component (GO): plasma membrane; cytoplasm
Molecular function (GO): ubiquitin protein ligase activity
Source: RefSeq, a predicted model, not a curated record